AUGUCAAAAUGUUAUUCCAUCAAAUUCAAUGAAUUUCUAGAGAGAGGUCGAGAGGAUGAUUUUGUGAUGGCAUUUCGAGAAUUCUUGACAAGUGAACACAAUCAGAUGACUCUUGAUCUCAUCUAUGAAAUUGAAGAUUUCAAAAAGUGUGAGAAAGAGGAUUACAAAAAAAGAUAUUCGAAAGCAGAGAAAAUGAUUCAAUUGUAUAUCGGUGACCAUUCAUCACGACAAGUGAACUUACCAGCUUCUUUGAAAGAUCAAUGCUUAUUAGAAUUCCAAAAGUCACAAAUUACCAAAAUUGGAAAUAAGAAACCCGAUCUGACCUCUCUCGAAACAAUUUUUGACAAGAUUUACUCACAUCUCCAUUACUCCCUAAAAAGUGAUAAUUUCUUUCGAUUUAUCUCGAGUGAUAUUUUCGUAAAGUGUAUUCUUCAAAAUCUACAAACUCUGAAACAAAAACUUGUACAUUCCAAUUCCCUAUUCAAUCAUUCCUCAAAUCACCAAACUUCUCCUCCUCGAGGACAAGAACAUACCGAGUCGACCAUCUUUCAAUCUCCAUUACCACAACAACAAAAUUCAACUCAACAAUUGUGGAUCAAUGUCUUGGAAUUAUUUUUCAAUGAAAUUGGAGAAAAGAAAUUAUUGCCAUCUUCGAAUGGUCAUGACUGUAACACUCAACAUCCAAGCAGUAAUAGUGGUAGUAGCAACAACCAUAACACUCUUAUCAGCAGUGGAAACAAUAGUGAAAGUAGUGAUUCAUCUGGUUCGUCCAUUGAGAGUUCUCAUGAAAGUGAAACGAAUUCCAAUGUUUCGAAUUCAACUUUCAAACAUGUGUUGCCAUCAUCAAACCCUCAAUUAUUCCUAAAUGUCAAUCACGUGCUUUCAGAGUCAUCAAACUCCCUUUCUCCUUCUUCCGUUUCUUCUGCUCCUGCUUCUUUAUCACCAAGAAGUUUAAAUCAACAAUUAUUGACCAAAGAUUUAACACAACUCGCCAUCGAAUUGGAUGAAAUUUUAGAAGACCAUUCGAGUGGUGGUGACAGUACUGGUUGCGACGGUUGCAUUCGAAGAGUUCAUGAAAAACAUUUUCGAUUCAUUCAUUCAUUGGCAAUGGCCAAUAAUUUGUUUACAAAAAUUGAUCCUCCUCUUUCUGAAAAACAACAACAAGAACAUUCAUUAUCGUCUUUAUGGAAUAAUGGAUCCAAUACACCUACAUUGGUGCCAUCCAUGAAUUGGACCUGUGCCUAUACUGUUGAUUUGAAACAUCCAAAAAAGAAGAAAUCGUUUCGACUGUUUAAACAAACUGGAAUUUUGAAUGCAUCUCCUUUGGAAGUGUUGUAUUCAAUUUUGGAUGCUGAAUAUGCAAGAGUGGUGGGAGAUCAAAUGAAUGAAGAAGCAUAUCCAUUGGAAUAUUUACCAUGUGAGUAUUCGUCGACAAAAAUGUCAAAUUCCAAAAAAGAAUUGAAUUCCAAUGAAAAGACAUGUUGUCAAGAAUUUUUUGAACACGACGGCUUUCAUUCUACAUGGGCCACCAAAAUGCUUUUCAAAUUAGGAUUUCCUUUGAAAUCCAGAGAAUUCCUUGUGAGCAUGUCGUUACGAAAUGAAACUUUGGCCAUGUGGGAUUUGAAUGGAACGAGAAGUGAACAAAUUUUUAGAGAAAUUUGUAAAGAUCCUUAUUCGAAUUUUACAUUGGUGAGAGUUCCUUAUCAAUACCAUGAGGAGAAGAUUGAGGUAGCUCGAAAUCAUACACGCGGAAUUUUUUUUGGAGGAACCAUUAUUGAAAAAGUUUCUGAAAAUCAAGCUCGUUUCACGCUCGUUUCUCACAUUAACAUGAAUACCAAAAUACCAACUUCACUCUAUUACAACUCUGCUCGAAAUCGAACUGUCGAAGUCAUUUCUUCCAUUCAGUUCAUUGUAGAAAUUUUAAGAAAACGAAAAAAACGUUUAGAAAAUGCAACAAGCAAUCCUAGCAAUGGUGAAAAUCUUCCUUCUGAAAUAGUUCCAUCUUCCUCAAAUUCUUCAUCAUGUUCUCCUCGAAGUUAUGCCAACUUAUUGGAAGGAACAAUCAAAUCUGAAAUGUUAUUAAGGACACUGAAUGAAAAUAUGCAAAAAAUUGGAUCAAAAUAUGGAUUUACCAUUGAUGAUUGA
This is a messenger RNA of Naegleria fowleri, 2145 nucleotides long. RefSeq lists its product as uncharacterized. The coding region runs from base 1 to 2145 and encodes 714 amino acids. The transcript has 2 exons. NCBI's taxonomy places the organism in Eukaryota, Heterolobosea, Eutetramitea, Acrasida, Naegleriidae. The record is from RefSeq and is a predicted model, not a curated record.